Messenger RNA from Clupea harengus (Atlantic herring), 1809 nucleotides. RefSeq names its product ring finger protein 175 (gene rnf175). NCBI's taxonomy places the organism in Eukaryota, Metazoa, Chordata, Actinopteri, Clupeiformes, Clupeidae. Gene Ontology annotation, cellular component: Golgi membrane; endoplasmic reticulum membrane. Gene Ontology annotation, biological process: ERAD pathway. Gene Ontology annotation, molecular function: metal ion binding; ubiquitin protein ligase activity. The record is from RefSeq and is a predicted model, not a curated record.
CAUGCAAAUGCAAUAGCCUUUCGGUGGCCACUAGUUGGCAAUAUCGAAGCUGGUUUCGUUGUACUCGUACACCUCAGUUUCGCAGAUUGACUUCAGCAACAGAAGAGGCGCACUACUAUGAUUUAGCUUGCCGGUUGGAAAACAGAAAUUAGGGGAAUGGGCGAUACACAACCGCAGGGGGAUCUUUUGAAAAUUACACAUCGAGAGAACUGGAAAGUGCAGCACGAGCGGCUUCACGUGAAGCACCGGGGCCAUGAGGCCAUGCACGCCGAGAUGGUGCUCAUCCUCAUCGCCACACUGGUGGUGGCCCAGAUUGUCCUGGUUCAGUGGAAGCAGAGACACAGCCGCUCCUACAACCUGGUGACCCUGCUGCAGAUGUGGGUGGUGCCGCUCUACUUCACCAUCAAGCUGUACUGGUGGCGCUUCCUCUCCUUCUGGGGCAUGUUCUCCGUCAUCACCAGCUACAUCAUCUUCAGAGCCACACGCAAGCCCCUGUCCGGCCGAACACCCAGAAUGGUGUACAAGUGGUUCCUGCUCAUCUACAAACUGAGCUAUGCAGUGGGAGUGUUGGGUUACCUGGCCAUCAUGUUCACCAUGUUUGGCUUUAACGUCCUAUUCAGGAUAAAAGCAGAGGACUCCAUGGAUGUGGGUGUCAUCAUGCUCUUCUAUGGUCUCUACUACGGUGUAAUGGGACGGGACUUUGCAGAGAUUUGCUCCGACUACAUGGCUUCAACCAUAGGGUACUACAGUGUGGGUGGCAUGCCCACGCGCAGCCUCUGUGAUGACAUCUGUGCCGUGUGCGGGCAGAAGAUCCUGGUGGACGUGGAUGAAGAGGGCAUCAUUGAAGACACGUACCAGCUCUCCUGCAACCACAUAUUCCAUGAGUUCUGCAUUCGUGGCUGGUGCAUCGUGGGAAAGAAGCAGACCUGUCCCUAUUGCAACGAGAAGGUGGACCUGAAGAGGAUGAUGAAAAAUCCUUGGGAGAAAACACACGUGUUGUACGGACAGCUUUUGGAUUGGCUGAGGUACCUCGUUGCUUGGCAACCCAUCAUAAUUGGCAUCGUUCAUGGAAUCAACUUCACCUUGGGCCUGGAAUAGAGGGAGUGGCAGAAACAAACAAACAAACAAACAAAAAAACGAACUAUGAACCAUUUUUUAGCAGCUUGCACGGUUUUGUCUGUUAGUAUUUAUAAAAUGUUAUUUCUGUACUUUACCAUGUAUAGAUGCAGAUGCUUUUGUAUCAUAGUAUUUAUUUAAUACAGUAUCAAGUGCUUCACACAGCCAGCUCAGCCAAUGACUUGCAUUGUAAAGGGAGGGAUUUCAACACAUCAAAAUGUCUAAAAAUGUGGAAGACCGGUUGACGCCGUUUGUCGUAUUUGAUUUUUUGUUCUUAUUCGCUCACGUGACCCAUUUCUCCGUUGUGCCUCACUCACCCAAUGUUUCUGUUCCGUUUACUCUCGAGCCAAAUGAGACGAGUCAGAGACUAUGAGCUCGAUUUUAAUAUGUUCCUUACUGUGGCUCCUUCAUGUUUACUGUUGAGGGUAUAAGCAAUGGUGCCAUAAGAGGUGAUUCUCAUGAAUCCGUAGAGGUAAGAAGGGAGAAUAUCACUCCAGUGAUCUCGUGUGUAAAUGAGAGUAUUCUUUUUUUGUUCUGGUGAGGAAAGCUCAUUUUUUGGAGGGUCUAGCACAUUUGUAUCCAUCCAUAUCUGUGUUUUGUUGGUUUGUGGUCAGCUGAUUGUUGACAGACUAUUGUUCUGAAAUCCUUCACUGACAAUGAGAGAGAAAUUUUAAAAGAAAAUCUCAAGCCUCA